CGAUGCUUGUUGGGCUUUUGACGGUACUCUAGCCGUGCGAGUUUCAAGGCCUCUUUUCUCUGCUUCCUUGUGCCUGUUCUAAACUCUAGACAGGGAAGACGCAAGCUUCAGGCUGGAUUUAGAAGAGUUCGAGGCUCUCAUUAUACUUCAUGCUUGACUGAUUGAUUGGAUUGUUUGAGGCGAGUACGAGCCAGUCGAGCUAAUCAUCAGAGCUUGGCUUUGUCGCUAAAGGGAAAGCAUGAACGUUUUUCCAGUACCAUUUCGCAGAGAAUGAGGGUCUACUGUGGUUCCUGUCCGGCGCUCAUCAAGGGCCUCAUAGUACACAGGUGAACCAAUCACAGCGCUGUUUUGGAAUGGAUUCUGUCCGAACCAAGCUGCUGCUGAUCGUCGCGUUGCUGCUGCUGCUUGGAAUUCAAGGCAAAGGAGCGCUUGGAGCCCCUGAGCACGAUUUGGUGACCAAUCUUCCAGGACAGCCGGCUGUUCCAUUCAAGCAAUACGCGGGCUAUGUGACUGUGGACAGUCAUGCAGGGCGAGCACUGUUUUACUACUUCGUGGAGGCUCACAGCCACGCGAGCUCCAGGCCUCUGGCAUUGUGGCUCAAUGGAGGACCGGGAUGCUCCUCUAUCGGCGGCGGCGCGUUCACCGAGCUUGGCCCGUUUUAUCCGAAUGGAACAGGGAGAGGCCUUGUUAAAAACUCCAAUUCCUGGAACAAAGCUGCGAACAUCUUGUUCCUGGAAUCACCCGCUGGUGUCGGCUGGUCAUACUCAAACAGGAGCGAAGAUUAUAGCAUCUACAACGACGCAAAAACAGCUAAAGACUCGGUUACCUUCAUGCUUCGCUGGUUUGACGCAUUCCCGGAGUAUAAAAGCCGGGAAUUCUACAUCACUGGAGAAAGCUAUGCAGGGCAUUAUGUACCCCAGCUGGCCGCUGCAUUGCUCGAUUACAAUAAAGCUGCUGGACACUCAGUUUUCAACGUUAAAGGAGUCGCAAUCGGCAACCCAGCUUUGAAUCUAGCAAUCGACACAGCCUCCACUUAUGAUUUCCUGUGGUCCCAUGGCCUCAUCUCGGACAAGACGUACGAGGGCCUUGGAAGAAGCUGCUACUGGAGUGAUUACGAUCACGGCUCUGGGAAUAACAACGUCUCCGCCGAAUGCAACCAGUUCAUAUCCAACUCGGCACUAGAGAUGGGAGAUCACGUCAACCCGUACGACAUAAUCCUGGACGUGUGCGUCCCUUCCAUUGUGGAGCAAGAGUUUCGACUAAAGAAGCGAAUGGGCCACCGGAGCAUUGGAGUCGACGUGUGUAUGUCCUACGAGCGAUACUACUACUUCAACUUGCCCGAGGUUCAAAAGGCUCUUCACGCAAACACGACCGGGCUUCCGUAUCCUUGGACGAACUGUGACGGGCCUGUUCAAUACGACAUAAACGACAUGAGACUAGACAUCGUGCCAGUUCUUCGAGAUCUUCUCAAGAAUGGUCUUCGAGUUUGGGUUUUCAGCGGUGAUGAGGACGCCGUGGUUCCGUUUCUUGGCACACGAGUUAACGUCAAUAGCCUUGCGCAGGAGCUCAAGCUACGCACAACUGCGUCUUACAAAGCUUGGUUUUUGCGCACACAGGUUGGAGGAUGGGCAGAGUCGUUUGGAAACCUCACGUUUGCUACGGUCCGCGGUGCUGCCCAUAUGGUUCCACUCGCACAGCCAGCCAGGGCCUUACUCUUGUUCCAGAAGUUCAUCUCUGGACAGCCUUUGCCAGCUUCUCCUUACUCAUGACCAAACUUUUGGGAAACGAAUUCCAGAUUAUUUGGGCAACAAA
Molecule: messenger RNA, 1812 nt
Organism: Selaginella moellendorffii
Lineage: Eukaryota; Viridiplantae; Streptophyta; Lycopodiopsida; Selaginellales; Selaginellaceae
Product: serine carboxypeptidase-like 42
Exons: 12
Coding region: 354-1769 (471 amino acids)
Biological process (GO): proteolysis
Molecular function (GO): serine-type carboxypeptidase activity
Source: RefSeq, a predicted model, not a curated record